AUGUCUUUCUCCUUCUCCUUCUCCGGUGAUGACAUAGACGAGGAUGUUUCUGCGCAGCAGAACACUCCCUCAGCGCCAGCACCUGCUGCCUCAACCUCUAGCGCAUUUCCCGUGCAAGGAAAACCUCAGCUCCCUCCAGUGCACCAUGACCUGGGGCAAAUGUUGUCAAAGCUGCCGUCCAAGAUAGCAUACAGUCUUUUGGACGUGGACUUGGACGGCAAGGGUUCGAUCCGGAUUCCACGGAGAGAGCUUUGGGAUGUCAGGGUCCAGCUGAUGGCAGAGGAGGAUGCUGAAGGCGAUGAGCUGGAGCCAGGCCUAGGAGCCCACGACGUCAAGACCGGCAUCUACGAGGGGGGAUUCAAGAGCUGGGAGAGCAGUGUUGACCUCGUCAAAGUCCUCGCAGCCAAAGACGUCCCCAGCUCCCUGGCCUCGGCACCUUUCCAUGUCAUCGAGCUGGGAUGCGGCACUGCGUUGCCGUCUCUGGCACUCUUCCAGUGGGCCUUGUUCAGUAGGGCUCAGACGUCUAAGGGUUCACAGGAGGAUCAAAUCUCCCUGAUCCUCACACUUGCCGACUACAAUCCCAGCGUCCUACAGCUUGUCACGAUGCCCAAUUUACUCCUCGCGUGGGCUUUACAUCAGCGAUACCACGACCAGCUCAUCCAGGACGCCUUGUCAUCCGUUGAGGGAGAGCUGGAAAUCACGGAACAGGUGAUCGACUCUUUCAAGAGCUUUCUCACCACGUCCAGUAUCAAUGUGUCGUUCGUAUCAGGGGGCUGGUCGCCCGAACUCGUCGAGUUGAUCUACAGCAGCUCUGCAUCACUGCCGAGCGGCUCGGGCGGUGGCGGCGCCACACAAACUCUCAUUAUGGGCGCGGAGACCAUCUAUUCUCCGUUUGCUCUGAGCUCUUUCACUGAUACAUUGCUCACAAUUUUACGCAGAGAGCGUGGAGCCGAGCCAAGUCGCCAAGCUAUGGCCGUGAUUGCUGCAAAGAGACUCUACUUCGGGGUUGGCGGUUCUCUCGACGAUUUUGUGGACAAGAUGCGCAGCCUUGAGGCUGUCGUCAAUAUGAAGUGCAAGGUGACGAAUGGCUCCGUCAAGUGUCCACAACAGCUGCUCCAAGAACCGGCAAGGCUUGGUAUCGCUAACACCAAGUCCUCCCCUCGCCGGGACACAAUCAGGUGGGAGGGCGGUCAUUGA
Molecule: messenger RNA, 1197 nt
Organism: Diaporthe amygdali
Lineage: Eukaryota; Fungi; Ascomycota; Sordariomycetes; Diaporthales; Diaporthaceae
Exons: 3
Coding region: 1-1197 (398 amino acids)
Biological process (GO): peptidyl-histidine methylation, to form tele-methylhistidine
Molecular function (GO): protein-L-histidine N-tele-methyltransferase activity
Source: RefSeq, a predicted model, not a curated record